Scomber scombrus (Atlantic mackerel) is the source of this 3717-nucleotide messenger RNA. It is a transcript of the gene tmx2b, whose product is annotated as thioredoxin-related transmembrane protein 2b. Lineage: Eukaryota; Metazoa; Chordata; Actinopteri; Scombriformes; Scombridae. Gene Ontology annotation, cellular component: membrane-bounded organelle. Gene Ontology annotation, biological process: brain development. The coding region runs from base 77 to 1009 and encodes 310 amino acids. Gene Ontology annotation, molecular function: disulfide oxidoreductase activity. The transcript has 8 exons. The record is from RefSeq and is a predicted model, not a curated record.
GGCUCCAUCACUUGCUGGGCUAACGCAACCUCACUGGUUUCGGGGUUCAAGGUUCCAGAACAGAUAAGCAGAGAAAAUGGCUCUGCUAACGCCGCUACUCGCUUUCCUCUACCACCUGCCGCAGGUGUACAAAUGGCUGCUGAAGCCUUACUAUAUAGCUUCUAUCUUCAUGUCUAUCGCCUUCCUAGCCAUCCGCAAAACGCCCGGCGUCUGCGACCACCUGGCCACGGAACGAGAAGACGGCAACUCCUGCGACUUCGACUGGAGAGAGGUGGAGAUCCUCAUGUUCCUCAGUGCCAUCGUCAUGAUGAAGAACAGACGAGCGAUCACGGUGGAGCAGCACGUCGGCAACAUCAUCCUGUUCAGCAAAGUGGCCAACGUCAUCCUGUUCUUCAGACUGGACAUCAGGAUGGGUUUACUCUACCUGACACUCUGCAUAGUGUUUAUGAUGACCUGUAAGCCUCCUCUGUACAUGGGACCAGAGUACAUCAAAUACUUCAGCGACAAAACCAUUGAUGAUGAGCUGGAUAGAGACAGUCGUGUUACGUGGAUCGUCGAAUUUUUCGCCAACUGGUCUCCGGAGUGCCAGUCCUUCGCUUCUGUCUACGCUGACCUCUCCCUCAAGUAUAACUGUUCUGGUCUCAAGUUCGGCAAAGUGGACAUCGGACGCUACGGAGAGGUUUCUAAAAGGUACAGGGUUUCUACGUCCCCGCUGUCCAAACAGCUGCCGUCCUUGGUGUUAUUCCAGGGAGGAAAGGAGGUGAUGCGUCGCCCCCAGGUUGACAAGAAGGGCAGAGCCGUAUCCUGGAGCUUCACUGAGGAGAACAUCAUCCGCGAGUUUAACCUCAACGAACUCUACCAGAAGUCCAAGAAGCUGAACAAGUCCAAAGGAGACAAGAUCAACCAAUCCCAGUUCCCCCCCGUCCCCGAAGAGGAGGAGCCCGAGCAGCCAGGAGUGGACGAGGAGGAGGAGGAGGAGGAGGAGACCGAAACCAAGAAGGACAAAUAAAGACGGUGUGUGUGUGUGUGUUUGUGUGUGUGUGUCGCUCAGCUUGGACCUCUGGAUGGAACUCGUGGGUUCAGGUCAGCUCCUCUUCGCCUCUCCUCUUUAAAGUGUCCAGUUUGUUUCUAUCAGCAGGGGGGGGGCUGUGUCAGUGUGGAUCAUCAUACCCACCCUCCCCCAAGAUAUCUCUCUCCAAUGAGAAUGACUUCUUGUUUAAAUUACCACAAUAGGUCUUUCUCUCUGUUUCCAGCACCGUGUCACUCUUUAACAUUUCCCUCAGUUGCAGUAAGUGAACAGCAGAACAGCUGUACACUGACCUCAGUCCUGUAGUAAAAGAACAAAGAGAGCGAGUGUACACUUUGUCAGAGGAGCGAGCUGAGAUGCAGUAAAGAGGGCUGGAAUGUUCAAACCUGCUCCACUAUGUGAGUGUGAAGCCUGGAGGAAAUGUGCUGUGCAGAGUCUUCACAACACAUUUCUGCUGGUUAAAGCUGUGAAGCCCCCCCCCCCCCCCCCACUGACCCACCGUCAGUCAGAUUAUUACUAAUUAACAAUGAGGGAGCAGUGAAUGUGAUGCUACUUGUUUUUUCAUGUUGAUGUUUUUAUGCAACUAAUUUAAUCCAGAAUAGAUUUUUAAACUUGUUUUAACUGUAUAUUAUUAAUUAAUGUAAAGUAAGUGAACAGGCAUUCUGUUGAUUUGCAGUGUUGAACAUUCAGGUUCACCACUGUUUAUCUUCACAUGAGAAAACACAGUAUGGGAGCGCUUGAUUAGUAUCACCACAGCCGCUUUAGCUGGGUGGAGUUUAUCAGGUUCAGCGUCCGUGUUGAUAGAAUGUCAACUUUCUGUCAUUCACACAUUCCAUUAUUAUUAUUAUUUUUUAUUUUUUACAGAUUCCUGCUCUCCUUUGUUUUGUUGGGUUUUUUAUCCAGUGUUUGCCUCUCUAACAGAGCUCAGCUCUUAGUUAACAUGUCAUGUUGCCUCCACUCAUGCUGUACAUUCAUUCAUUCAUUCAUGUUAACCUGUCACAUGUUUCCUGAUGUGGAAACACCUGCAGGUUUUCUGCAAGCUGAGCAGUAUUUUAUUAUUUGGGUGUUUUGAAGCCUUUAUUAGUAGCAGACAGGAGAUAAAGAUAGAGAGAGAGUGAUGGAGAAUGACAUGCAGCACAGGUCCUCAGCUGGAUUGUAACCAGGGACGUUCUGGUUCACGGUCAGCGCCUUAACCUAAACCACCAGGGUGCCCCAGGGAACCAGUAUCUGAUUUGUUUCCACUGAGUCUUUGAUUUCAGUUCACUCACAGCUCCCAAAAUUCUCUUCAAGCCGCCAAAUAAAGAAGUCAAGCAUGAAAUGAAUGUUAAUUAUUGUUAGGAGCCUUUUUAUUUCCUCUAACAGUGUUUGCAGCUGUUCACUAGAAGAAAUGAGCUGCAGUAAUUAUUGAUUACUUAUUAACUUCAUACCUGAUCAUUUUCUAGAAGUUUUACAUUUCAUUUGGUACUAAUUAUUUAAAAGAAAAGCUUCAUUAAAUCCAGACUAAUAUUCAUUUAUUAUUCAUGUGUUCUGUGUUAAAUAGUCACAUUUAUUACACAGAACAAUCUGAGCAGUCAGCCUUAGUAACUGUUGGGAAAAGUGGAGACACUUUCAGAAAAUACUGGCAGGUGAUUGGACGAACCAUCUGUCUAUCACUGUCUUACCUUGUGAGGCAGCCUGAUUCAUGAGACACUGGCAAAUCACAAGAUGAAUUAUCACAUGAUGUCAUGAAUCCAGCUGCCUCAGGUUACACAGCUGUUACUGGCCUUCAGUUAAUGAGAACUCUGUUUCUCUAAUCAUUUGUACCAGAUGACAGGAACGUUCUAGGAAAUGAUUGGGAAAUUAUAGACCCAUAAAAUAUGAUACUAUAUAUAUUCAAUCAAAAAUUAUAUCAAAUAACUAUCAAUAAUAUUCAUCAGAAAUCAGCCAAAAUCCUGUCUUCAUAUCUCCAUAUCGAGUCACUCUGCAUGCUUGAGGUCAAAAAACUGCAGUUGAGUAAAUAUUUUGGUUAUGUUAAUAAUCAGUGUUUAUGUAACAUAUCCUACAUCAGUUUGUCUUUUAAUGAUACAAGACGUGGAUUUGAUCCUGAUCCAUGUCCGUCUGUACUGAACGGAUCCAGAAUCCCAGCAGAUUUUCUAUUUCCACUCACAUUUGGAAUUUUCAUGCCAGCCAAUCAAAUGAUGUCAAAUGCCUGUCCUGCAUAUUGAUUGGCUGAAUAAGCGGUCAGAGUUUUUUAGCGUGUGAUGAGCAUGAUGAGGAUGAACUGAGAGCAUGUUUGCUGCUGAUGUUAAUGAUGAGAUAUCGCAUUCCCGGUUUGUGUGUUAGUUAAUUAUUUUCAUUUGUAAUAAAAAUGAUGAUAAAUGUUGUUUCCUGGGUUAAAUAAGACUAUUUAAGAUAUGAUUGAAUUUUCCUGUUUUUUUUCUAUUCCUUUAUAACAUUCCUAAUCAGGACUUUAAGCCUUCUUUCCUUUUGUUGCACUGAACUGUUAAACACAUCCACACACUGUUUAGAUUAAUUUUAUUAAGACUGAGUUUAUUAUUGUAUUACUAAAACAGUUUGUGUAUUGAUUGAUUUUUUUGUAAUGCUGUUUGAUUUAAGCUGCAUUAAGGCUUGUAUGUAUAUCAGCUCCUCUACAUGAAUGGAGACGUCUGGCCUGUUUUUUGUUCUUCAUGCAAUAAAAAAAACAAUCUGCA